AGCGGCGUGGGAGCCGGCCCGGGCGGCCCACCGCCGCCCCCGCCGCCUGUCCCUCCGGCGGCGGCGGCAGCUGGAACAGCCCCUUCCCCGUCUCACCCGGCGGCGGCCAGCGGGGCGCCUCCUGCCGCUGCUCCAGUUCCUCCACCGCCGGCAGCCGUGGCAGUGGCCGGGACCCCUCCUGCUGCCGCUGCGGUGCCACCGCCGUCUCACUCCGCCGGCAUGAGGGCUCUGCAGGCCCCGCCGCCCCAACAAAUCCCCCGGGGUCCUGUACAACAGCCCCUGGAGGAUCGGAUCUUCACUCCCACCGUCUCGGCUGUGUACAGCACGGUUACGCAGGUGGCAAGACAGCCAGGCCCUCCUGCCCCCUCCCCUUACUCUCCUCAUGAAAUAAACAAGGGGCAUCCAGCCCUUGCUGCCACACCCCCCGGACAUGCCUCUUCCCCUGGUCUCACUCAGCAGCCAGGAGGGAGGAGGGACAGAAGCUUUCCACCCCACCCAAGAGCCAGCAGUCUUUUUGAAGAUCCAAGGGAACUGGUGCAAAGGAUUCUGGGAUGUGGGAUGGCUCCGUACCCCGCGGGACAGAACGCCGCACCCACCACGCUGGUGUACCCCCAGGCCCCUCAGGCGAUGAGCACGCAGCCUCAGACCCGCUCUCCGUUUGCAGCUGGGCCGCGACCUGCCCACCACCAGUUUUUCCAGAGGCCUCAAAUCCAGCCCCCUCGAGCUACGAUCCAGAACAGCAGCCCCUCUCUCCGCCCAGGCGCACAAACCCCUACGGCUGUCUAUCAGGCCAAUCAGCACAUCAUGAUGGUCAACCACCUCCCGAUACCCUAUCCGAUGCCUCAGGGCCCCCAGUACUGUAUUCCACAGUAUCGGCAUAGCGGUCCUCCUUACGUGGGCCCCCCACAACAGUAUCCUGUUCAGCCCCCAGGGCCUGGCCCCUUUUAUCCAGGACCGGGGCCUGGAGAAUUCCCCAACGCCUAUGGAGCCCCUUUCUAUCCGAGUCAGCCGGUGUAUCCGUCGACGCCCAUCAUAGUGCCUACCCCCCAACAACAGCCGCUCCCACCCACCAAGCGGGAGAAGAAGACGAUCCGCAUCCGGGAUCCGAAUCAAGGGGGCAGAGACAUAACGGAAGAAAUUAUGUCUGGCGGAGGGAGCAGGAACCCCACGCCUCCUGCAGUCCGGCCCACCUCUACCCCUACGCCUCCCCAGCAGCAGCCGCAGCCGCAGCUGCCCAGCCAGGUCCCUGAGCACAACGCUGUGGCCUGCGGGACCGUGGAGAGCUCUCCCCUUCCUGCCAGCAGCCCCAUCGCAACGACGGGCGGCCUCAAGCAAGAAGAGAAGCCUAAAACAGAUCCAGUAUUAAAAUCUCCUUCCCCUGCCCUCAGACCAGAGCCGAGUGGAGAGAGGAAAGAACCAGCGGGCCUGACUGCGGAGACCCCCCUCUGCCCAGAGACCUCCUUGGAGCCUCCUGGUCCCGCUGGAGCCCCCUCCCUUGCAGUUGUGCCCCCCAGCAGGUCGCCACUUGCAUCGGGCUCGCAGGAUGGGUGCGAACUGGCUUCCCCGCCUCAGGAGGCUCCUCCUCCUCUUCCUCCUCCACUUGCCAGGGCUGGGCCCUGCCUGGAAUUGCCCAGCUGCCCCCUGGCAGAGGAGGCCGACCCAGAGAGAUGUCGGGAGCCCUAUAGGAUAGUAGUGCCCAACGACCUGCACCAGACUGCUAGUGCUAAUCUAAGUAACGAACUCAACGGAGUUCCCGAAAGGGUAACGCUCAGCGAGAACAUCCUGGAACCUGGCGAACCGAAGGAAGCCGUGCCACCAGCUCUGGAACCCGCGAGUGAAGAAGAAACAGAGGCCGAAUGCGUGCCGCCUGCGGCUUCCGUGGCUCUUCCCGGCUCUCCCUCGCCGCCUCCAAGGCCUCCCCAUUCUCCCCUUGCCCUGCCCGUGGCCCUCGCCCCCCAUCUUCCCCCGUCUCCUCCCCGCUCGCCUUCUCCUCCUCUCCCGCCGGCUGGUGCUCCUGCCACCCUCCAGGGGGAUUUGGACAGAGAGGAGUCCCCCAAGCUGACUCUGAAUGAAGACACUCCCAAUGCGAAAGACGAACUGGAGGUGGACGGCCGGACGGAAGAAGAGGAGUUGGAAGAGGACGACGUCCAGGGCUUGAGUGCCAAGAUCGACCUGGAAGAAGCCCCAACCGCUGCAGCUGCACCAAAGACGUGGAAGAAACCAAAAGAACAGAGCCAGGCAGCCGACGAAGGGCUGGAAGCGGCGGAGGAGCCUGAGGCAGAAGAUUUGCUUGGAGGGGAGAGGAUCCCCGAAGCUGAGCAAGAGGCCAGGAGUCUCAACACGGCCUCUCCAUCCGACCUGAAAGUAGCCAACGUGACGGAAGAAAAUGGCGAGCAGGAGGGAGAGCCUGUCCGCAACGGGGCUGAGGAGGCUCCCGAGAGGGAAGGAAGCUGCACGGAGAGUGCGAGCGAAGCCCCCGCCUGCCAGCAGAAGCCAGAACAGUGGAAGCCUGUGGACACCGAAGGGAAGAAGCAGUACGAUCGGGACUUCCUGCUGGACUUCCAGUUCAUGCCCGCCUGCAUCCAGAAGCCGGAGGGGCUACCGCCAAUCAGCGACGUCGUCCUCGAUAAGAUCAACCAGCCCAAACUGCCUCUUCGGAUGUUGGACUCUCGGAUCUUGGCCCGGGGCCCAGACUUCACCCCAGCCUUCGCUGAUUUUGGAAGACAGGUCCCCAGCGGACGGGGUAGCGCUGCCUGCAAAGUGCAGCCCCCACCCGGACUCCCCUCUGGCACGCGAUGUGGCACCCCAGCAUGCCCUUUGUUGGUCUCGUCUCACCCGCAGCUGAGGAACCUGCAGAUAGGGCUGCUGAAUGUCGGGCCGCGGAGAUCUCAGCCGGGCCAGAGGAGGGAGCCCAGGAAGAUCAUCACAGUUUGCGUCAAAGAGGACGUCCAUCUGAAGAAAGCUGAGAAUGCCUGGAAGCCGAGCCUGAAGAGGGAGACCCAAGUGGAGGACCCCGAGAACAUCAAAACCCAGGAGCUGUUCCGCAAAGUCCGCAGCAUCUUGAACAAGCUGACCCCGCAGAUGUUCAACCAGCUCAUGAAACAAGUGACUGACCUGACGGUGGACACGGAAGAGAGGCUCAAAGGGGUCAUCGAUCUGGUGUUCGAGAAAGCCAUUGACGAGCCCAGCUUCUCCGUGGCCUACGCCAAUAUGUGCAGGGGCCUGGUCAUGCUGAAAGUGCCCAUGGCCAACAAGCCUGACAGCACAGUCAACUUCCGCAAGUUGUUGCUGAAUCGUUGUCAGAAAGAGUUUGAAAAAGACAAGGCCGACGAUGACGUCUUCGAGAAGAAGCAGAAGGAGCUGGAGGCCGCCACCACUCCAGAGGAGAGGACUCGGCUUCACGACGAACUGGAGGAGGCCAAGGACAAGGCCCGAAGGCGGUCCAUCGGCAACAUCAAGUUCAUCGGGGAGCUUUUCAAGCUGAAGAUGUUGACAGAAGCCAUCAUGCAUGAUUGUGUGGUGAAGCUGCUGAAGAACCACGACGAGGAAUCCCUGGAGUGCCUGUGUCGCCUGCUGACCACCAUCGGCAAAGACCUGGACUUUGAGAAGGCCAAGCCUCGAAUGGACCAGUAUUUCAAUCAAAUGGAGAAAAUUGUGAAGGAAAGAAAAACCUCCUCCCGCAUUCGCUUCAUGCUGCAGGAUGUCAUUGACCUUCGGCAGUGCAACUGGAUAUCCCGAAGGGCAGAUCAAGGCCCAAAGACCAUCGAGCAGAUUCACAAGGAAGCUAAAAUAGAGGAGCAGGAAGAACAGCGGAAAGUCCAACAGCUGAUGACCAAAGACAAGAGGCGGUCGGGUGUCCAGAGAGUGGAAGAGGGAGGCUGGAACACUGUGCAGGGGGCAAAAAAUAGCCGUGUGCUGGACCCCACCAAGUUCCUUAAAAUCACCAAGCCCAGUAUAGAUGAGAAGAUCCAGCUUGUGCCUAAAGCCCAGUUGGGCAGCUGGGGAAAGGGCAGCAGCGGUGGAGCCAAGGCCAGCGAGAUCGAUUGUUUGCGACCAAGUGCCACUAGCCUGAACCGCUUCUCCGCGCUGCAAGCGCCUGCGUCGACUGUCUCCGGCACUACCCUGGAGCUGGAUCCUCGCAGAGCCUUGACCAGUCGGGGAAGCACCGGCCGAGAGAAGAACGACAACAAGCUGCCGCCCUCGGCUGCUUCCCGUCCCAACGCCUUCCUGAGGCUGAGUAGCGGCAGCAAAGAGCAGCUCUUGGACAACCAGGCGCAGGAGGAGCAGCGGAGGGAGAUGCUGGAGACCGUGAAGCAGCUGACGGGCGGCCUGGAAAGCGAUCGGAACAGCACGGAGGUGGAGAAGAGCAAAACCAGGGAGGCAGUCAAGUCUGAAGCCCCUGCUCCUCACCCGCAAGAAAAGCCGGGCUUGUCAGACGAAGAAAUUGAAAGGAAGUGCAAAUCGAUCAUCGAUGAAUUCCUGCAUAUUAAUGAUUACAAGGAAGCCGUGCAGUGCGUGGAGGAGCUGAAUGUGCCUGGCAUCCUGCCGGUGUUCGUGCAAGUCGGUGUAGAAUCCACCCUGGAGAGGAGUCAGAUCACCAGAGACCACAUGGGCCAGCUGCUCUAUCAGCUGGUACAGUCGGAGAAGCUCAGCAAGCAGGACUUCUUCAAGGGGUUUUCGGACACCUUGGAGACCGCCGACGACAUGGCUAUCGAUAUCCCCCACAUCUGGUUAUACCUGGCUGAAUUGGUGACGCCAAUGUUAAAAGAAGGAGGCAUCUCUAUGAGAGAACUUGUGAUAGAAUUUAGUAAACCUUUACUUCCUGUGAGAAGAGCCGGUGUUCUGCUUUCCAAAAUAUUGCACCUUCUAUGCAAACAAAUGAGCCAUAAGAAAGUGGCAGCCUUAUGGAGGGAGGCUGGCCUCAGCUGGAAGGACUUCCUACCUGAAGAGGACGACGUCCACGCCUUUCUCCUGGAGCAGAAGUUGGACUUCACAGAAACUGACAGUCCCAGUUCCUCAGAAGCACUUUCCCCGAGAGAACUCUCUGCCGAAGAGCUGAACAGGCAGCUGGAGAAACUCAUUGUUGAGGAAGAAGCCGGUGACGAGCAGAUCUUUGACUGGGUAGAGGCUAAUCUAGACGAAAGCCAGAUGAGUUCACCUACAUUCCUUAGAGCUUUAAUGACGGCCGUUUGCAAAGCAGCUGUUCUAGUGGAUAGCUCUAGCUUGCGAGUGGAUACUACCGUUAUCAAGCGGAGAGUGCCCAUCUUACUCAAGUACCUAGACUCGGACACCGAGAAGGAACUACAAGCACUUUAUGCACUGCAGGCAUCAAUAGUAAAACUUGACCAACCUCCUAAUUUGUUACGGAUGUUUUUUGACUGCCUGUACGACGAGGAGGUGAUAUCAGAGGAUGCCUUCUACAAAUGGGAAAGCAGCAAAGACCCGGCGGAGCAGAACGGGAAAGGCGUAGCGCUCAAAUCCGUCACCGCGUUCUUCACGUGGCUACGAGAAGCCGAAGAAGAGUCUGAGGAUAAUUAAAACUGAAUAUACAAAAAAAAAAAAAGAAAAGAAAAAAACAAAACAAAAAACAAUUUAAGUAUUUUUUUUAAAAAAAAGUUUCAUGUCUUCGCCAAUCACAGUGCAGCAAGGCCAAUAACUCGCGCAGAAUCCCCUAUCCCCACGUGUGCACGAGUGGGGGAGAGGCAAAAAAUAAAUAAAAAAUAAGUCACACACGCAAAGGCGAUCAUGGAGGACAAAAAGUACUUGAAAAUUCAAGUCCAACGCAAACCUGAGGGGCAGGAGCACUAAAACCAAAAUACAUCUAUUAUUUAUAGAAACUAUUUUCUGUUUUAAUCUUUUUUUUCCUUUUCAUUUUUUAAACAAGGACUCAAUACUUUAAGAAGAACAAAACCUGUUCAGACAACAACAACAAACAAACAAAAAAACAAAACCUCAGAACUAUAAUUUAUUAUUUUCAAGAACUGCAAAUGUCAGUGUAAUUUUUAAAUUUGCAGUUUCUGUAACAAAUUGUAUGAUAGACAAAAAAAGAACAAAAGCAGAGAAAUAAAUUUCCCUCCCUUUCAGAUCCAACCUCGGUUUUGUUUGAAAACACACCAGUACCUGAGUCAUAACUUCUAAAAAAAGGGGGGGGGGUGUCAGGAAUGAGGAGAUAGUAGAUGAAGCAGAGGAAUGUUCGGGAAAAACAAAAACACAAAACACUCAGAUCUUUCUGCCUGCCUCUCGGGUUGC
Thamnophis elegans (Western terrestrial garter snake) is the source of this 6249-nucleotide messenger RNA. Its product is annotated as eukaryotic translation initiation factor 4 gamma 3-like. Gene Ontology annotation, molecular function: mRNA binding; protein binding; translation initiation factor activity. Gene Ontology annotation, cellular component: eukaryotic translation initiation factor 4F complex. NCBI's taxonomy places the organism in Eukaryota, Metazoa, Chordata, Lepidosauria, Squamata, Natricidae. The transcript is spliced from 36 exons. The record is from RefSeq and is a predicted model, not a curated record. The coding region runs from base 220 to 5538 and encodes 1772 amino acids.